GAAGAUGAAGAUUUUCGUGAAGACUCUCAAGGGUAUCACUUCAACGUCGAAGUAAAACCCGAGGAUACGUUUUUUAUCAAAAAUCGGUUAGCCAUCUUUGAUGUUCUGGUGUUACUGUGGCAUAAACUUUUAGAGAAGAUGAAGAUUUUCGUGAAGACUCUCAAGGGUAUCACCUUCGACGCCGAAGUAAAACUCGAGGAUACGGUUAUGCUUUUUGGAAAAGUUCUGAAAGAGUAUCCGGCCGCACAGCAAAUGCUUAUCUACCAAGGGAAAGUUCUUACACUGGAAGAAAAUAAAGUUGCUGAAAACAGUUUUGUUGCUGUUAUGCUGAGCAAGGGACCUACAGGUGAAGGCUCAACAACGGCAAACGUGCCUAAGAUAUAUGAGAAAUUGGCUUACCUUGUUGAAGUUAAAAGUUCUUUUGAUUUUGCCGUGAGAUGGAAAUACAUUUCCUUUUUAUGGAAACAGAUAUUUUCUGGCAUGCAUAGAAAGGUGGCUACG
Striga asiatica is the source of this 501-nucleotide messenger RNA. NCBI's taxonomy places the organism in Eukaryota, Viridiplantae, Streptophyta, Magnoliopsida, Lamiales, Orobanchaceae. The record is from the annotation of a GenBank genome assembly.